Perognathus longimembris pacificus (Pacific pocket mouse) is the source of this 2925-nucleotide messenger RNA. It is a transcript of the gene Trim2, whose product is annotated as tripartite motif containing 2. The transcript is spliced from 12 exons. Gene Ontology annotation, molecular function: protein binding; translation repressor activity; ubiquitin protein ligase activity. NCBI's taxonomy places the organism in Eukaryota, Metazoa, Chordata, Mammalia, Rodentia, Heteromyidae. The coding region runs from base 71 to 2305 and encodes 744 amino acids. Gene Ontology annotation, biological process: protein polyubiquitination; negative regulation of translation; proteasome-mediated ubiquitin-dependent protein catabolic process. The record is from RefSeq and is a predicted model, not a curated record.
AGCCGCCGCCGUCUCCGCACAGCAGCGUGCAGGGUCAAGGACGGCCAGCCCCCCAUGUCAGUGGUCUAGGAUGGCCAGUGAGAGCACCAGCAUCCCCAGUCCUGUGGUGCGCCAGAUUGACAAGCAGUUUCUGAUCUGCAGUAUCUGCCUGGAACGGUACAAGAAUCCCAAGGUCCUCCCCUGUCUGCAUACUUUCUGCGAGAGGUGCCUGCAGAACUACAUUCCCGCCCACAGCUUAACCCUCUCGUGCCCCGUGUGCCGCCAGACCUCCAUCCUGCCCGAGAAAGGGGUGGCCGCCCUCCAGAACAACUUCUUCAUCACGAACCUGAUGGACGUGCUGCAGCGGACGCCAGGCAGCAACGUCGAGGAGUCCUCCAUCCUGGAGACCGUCACCGCCGUGGCUGCAGGAAAGCCCCUCUCUUGCCCCAACCACGAUGGCAGUGUGAUGGAAUUUUACUGCCAGUCCUGUGAGACCGCCAUGUGUCGUGAGUGCACCGAGGGGGAGCAUGCAGAGCACCCCACAGUGCCUCUCAAGGACGUGGUGGAGCAGCACAAGGCCUCCCUUCAGGUCCAGCUGGAUGCGGUCAACAAAAGGCUCCCCGAAAUAGAUUCUGCUCUUCAGUUCAUCUCAGAAAUCAUUCAUCAGUUGACCAACCAAAAGGCCAGCAUCGUGGACGACAUCCACUCCACCUUCGAUGAGCUGCAGAAGACGCUGAAUGUGCGAAAGAGCGUGCUGCUCAUGGAACUGGAGGUCAACUAUGGCCUCAAACACAAAGUGCUCCAGGCGCAGCUGGACACGCUGCUGCAGGGCCAGGAGAGCAUCAAGAGCUGCAGCAGCUUCACGGCGCAGGCGCUGAACCACGGCACGGAGACCGAGGUGCUGCUGGUGAAGAAGCAGAUGAGCGAGAAGCUGAGCGAGCUGGCCGGCCAGGACUUCCCCCUGCACCCGCGCGAGAACGACCAGCUGGACUUCCUGGUGGAGACCGAGGGGCUGAAGAAGUCCAUCCACAACCUGGGCACCAUCCUGACCACCAACGCCGUGGCCUCGGAGACGGUGGCCACGGGCGAGGGGCUGCGGCAGACGGUCAUCGGGCAGCCCAUGUCGGUGACCAUCACCACCAAGGACAAGGACGGCGAGCUGUGCAAGACGGGCAACGCCUACCUGACGGCCGAGCUCAGCACCCCCGACGGCAGCGUGGCCGACGGCGAGAUCCUGGACAACAAGAACGGCACCUACGAGUUCCUCUACACCGUGCAGAAGGAGGGCGACUUCACGCUGUCCCUGCGCCUCCACGACCAGCACAUCCGCGGCAGCCCCUUCAAGCUCAAGGUCAUCCGCUCGGCCGACGUGUCCCCCACCGCCGACGGCGUCAAGCGCCGCGUCAAGUCCCCCGGCAGCGGCCACGUCAAGCAGAAGGCGGUCAAGCGGCCCGCCAGCAUGUACAGCACGGGCAAGCGGAAAGAGAACCCCAUCGAGGACGACCUCAUCUUCCGAGUGGGGACCAAAGGAAGAAAUAAAGGCGAGUUUACAAAUCUUCAGGGAGUGGCUGCAUCUACAAGUGGAAAGAUAUUAAUUGCGGACAGUAACAACCAGUGUGUGCAGAUCUUUUCCAAUGAUGGCCAGUUCAAAAGUCGCUUUGGCAUCCGAGGACGUUCUCCCGGGCAGCUGCAGCGGCCCACAGGAGUGGCGGUGCAUCCCAGCGGGGACAUAAUCAUUGCAGAUUAUGACAACAAGUGGGUUAGCAUUUUCUCUUCAGAUGGGAAGUUUAAGACAAAAAUUGGAUCCGGAAAGCUGAUGGGCCCCAAAGGUGUUUCUGUGGACCGCAAUGGCCACAUUAUUGUGGUGGACAACAAGGCGUGCUGUGUGUUUAUCUUCCAGCCAAAUGGGAAAAUAGUCACCAGGUUUGGUAGCCGAGGAAAUGGAGACAGGCAGUUUGCAGGUCCCCAUUUUGCAGCUGUAAAUAGCAAUAAUGAGAUUAUUGUUACAGAUUUCCACAAUCAUUCUGUCAAGGUGUUUAAUCAGGAAGGAGAAUUCAUGUUGAAGUUUGGCUCAAAUGGAGAAGGAAAUGGGCAAUUUAAUGCACCCACAGGCGUGGCUGUCGAUUCUAAUGGAAACAUCAUCGUGGCCGACUGGGGGAAUAGCCGGAUCCAGGUUUUUGAUGGGAGUGGCUCGUUUUUAUCCUAUAUUAACACAUCUGCUGACCCACUGUAUGGCCCCCAAGGCCUAGCCCUCACUUCAGAUGGCCAUGUUGUGGUUGCAGACUCUGGGAAUCACUGUUUCAAAGUCUAUCGGUAUUUACAGUAAACAUGGUCAGCUGGACGCCCCUUCACAGAGGUCUCGCGAGAUAAACUGGAAAGGACUCCUCCACAGGGGACCAGAUUAUCACUAAGACUUUUCAUGCUCGAAGGAAUCUUUGAAGAACUUUCCAAGCUUAUUUCUGAAUGUAACAGUUUCCUUUUAAAAACUGCUUACUCAAUUUCCAUAAUUUACUUUUAGGGUUAAAAAACAAAACAUCUCUUCUACGGAAUCUAUACAUGAACUGCAAAGUUUUACACCUGUGAACUAUUGCUUAUAGGACAGGGAUUUAUGUUGUUAAACUAAUUUUUGCAAAUCCAACGUUAGAAAACUAGCUUCUGUAAAGAUACUUGCUAGUCCUGUGAAUGGUAGCCUUUGCACAGAGCUUCCAAAAACAAAAAUCUGUGAUAGUUAUUUAUUUAACCCAAGUCACAGGCUGCAGGGAAUCUUCUAACCUCACUUUUAUAGUAGGUAUUACUCUUGUGACCUUUUUUGAGGGGUUACGAACAACUACACAUGAGAUACUUUAGAAAAAAAAUCACAGAAGGCUGUCUGUCCUGCAAAUUCUCCCAGCUCUGAUUCAUAGGCCUCAGGCACUGAGCACUUGGCAGGGUGGCUCACACCUGGAA